GGCGGGGCGAUGUGCGAUCACCAUGGCGAGGAGUCUCUGUCCGGGGGCCCGGCUGAGGAAGCCCUGCUGCCUCCAGCAGCCUGGUAACCACAUUCUACUUUCUGUUUCUGUGAGUUUGACUUCUUUGGAAAACUCAUGUUAGAAGCCCCAGCAUGGUGUGACCCAUCUGGUUCUCUGCUCCAGGUUUCACAAGGUUGAACAUCAAGGCAUCCCGGGGGCUGAGUUUCUUUCUGGAGCUCUGGGAAUUGACUUCCAGGCCCUUUCAGGUGGUUUUCAGAACCCAGGUCUGUAGUAGGAUCGAGGACUCCAUUCCGUGCCGGCGUUUGGCUGGGGUUGUUCUCAGUGUCCAGAGGCUGCCUGCACUCCUUGGUUCUCACUCCCUUUCUCCCGCCUCAAAGCCAGAAGCAGGGGGUGGGGUCCCUCGCAUGCUUCCCGUCUCUCUGACGGCUUCCUCUGCCCUUUUCCAUCUUUCUCUGCCUCACCUCUGAUUCCUUCCUCUUCUGCUUUGAAGGGUUUGCAUGGUUACACUGGGUCCACCUGCAUAAGCCAGGGUAACGCUUCUACUUCAAAGUCAGCCGAUUAGUGACCUUAGUUCUCCCUGCAGAGUCUCUUCACAGCAGACUCCAGGUGAGUGUUGGAUUGAACAACCAGCGGGCGGGCAUCUUGGGAGAGACCUUUAGCAUCCUGUCUGCCGCAGAAGGAGCGCAACUGAAUUCUGACAGUUUAAGAAAAUCAAUCAUUUCCUAACAUAGUUUGACUUUUUCCCCCAUUACUGUUAGGCUGAAAGACGUUGCUGUGGAAGAGAUUUUAUGAGAGAGUUAUUAUGACGUUUAUCAUUUCAGCCAUUACUGUGAGAGGAAUCAUGCAUAUUUAUUUUGUAAAGGAAAGAAAAUGCAAAUAGCCACUGAGCAGCCACAUGUGGAGACACUUGUGAGCAGGUUUCACUCAGGCAGUGACCUUUUGGCAGUUCCUCUGUAACACCCCGCGUGGUGUGGCCCAGCCUGUGGGGGACAUGGUACCCGGCACACACUUCUCUUGCAGCAUGUAUGACGUUGCAUUGUCAUCGGCGGUUUUCAUAUCUUCGUUCUGCCUCAGACUGUGAUCUCCCCAACAGCUGAGACGUCAGGAGGAGAUGCUCAGCUCGCUUCUCAUAUGUGCGGAUGAAAUAUCUUUUCUUUUCCUGGUUGGUGGUUUUUGUUGGAAGCUGGAUUAUAUAUGUACAAUACUCUACAUACACAGAACUAUGCAGAGGAAAGGACUGUAAGAAAAUAAUAUGUGACAAGUACAAGACUGGAGUUAUUGACGGGCCUGCAUGUAACAGCCUUUGUGUUACAGAAACUCUUUACUUUGGAAAGUGUUUAUCCACCAAGCCCAGCAAUCAGAUGUAUUUAGGGAUUUGGGAUAAUCUACCAGGUGUUGUGAAAUGUCAAAUGGAACAAAAACUUCAUCUUGAUUUUGGAACUGAAUUGGAACCAAGAAAAGAAAUAGUGUUAUUUGAUAAGCCAACCAGGGGAACUACUGUACAGAAAUUCAAAGAAAUGGUCUACAGUCUCUUUAAAGCCAAGUUAGGGGACCAAGGUAACCUCUCUGAACUGGUUAAUCUCAUCUUGACAGUGGCUGAUGGAGACAAAGAUGGCCAGGUUUCCUUGGGAGAAGCAAAGUCAGCAUGGGCACUUCUUCAAUUAAAUGAAUUUCUCCUUAUGGUGAUACUUCAAGAUAAAGAACACACCCCCAAACUGAUGGGCUUCUGCGGCGACCUCUAUGUGACGGAAAGUGUCGACUAUGCCUCUCUUUAUGGACUAAGCCUUCCGUGGGCCAUGGAGCGCUUCGUCCCGUCGGGGCUCAGCAGCAGCAUGGGCCAGCUCUUCGCACCGGCAUGGCCCCGGAAGGCUAAAAUAGCCAUCGGGCUCCUAGAAUUCGUGGAGGACGUCUUCCACGGCCCCUACGGGAACUUCCUCAUGUGUGACACCAGUGCCAGAACCCUAGGAUAUAACAGUAGGUAUGACUUGAAAAUGCUGGACAUGAGGAAAAUUGUGCCAGAGACAAACCUGAAAGAACUCAUCAAGGACCGUCACUGUGAGUCUGACCUGGACUGUGUCUACGGCACAGAUUGUCGAACUAGCUGUGAUCAGAGUACAAUGAAGUGUACUUCAGAAGUCAUACAACCAAACUUGGCAAAAGCCUGUCAGUUGCUCAAAGACUACUUACUGCACGGUGCUCCCAGCGAGAUUCGUGAAGAACUAGAAAAGCAGCUGUAUUCUUGCAUUGCUCUCAAAGUCACAGCACACCAAAUGGAAAUGGAACAUUCGUUGAUACUAAAUAACCUGAAAACAUUACUGUGGAAGAAAAUUUCCUACACAAAUGAUUCUUAGUUCAUUUGGACAUUGCAACCAUUUUAAGAAACCUAGCCCUUC
Molecule: messenger RNA, 2414 nt
Organism: Camelus dromedarius (Arabian camel)
Lineage: Eukaryota; Metazoa; Chordata; Mammalia; Artiodactyla; Camelidae
Gene: DIPK1A
Product: divergent protein kinase domain 1A
Exons: 8
Coding region: 1161-2372 (403 amino acids)
Source: RefSeq, a predicted model, not a curated record